Laccaria bicolor S238N-H82 is the source of this 675-nucleotide messenger RNA. RefSeq lists its product as uncharacterized. The coding region runs from base 78 to 539 and encodes 153 amino acids. The transcript is spliced from 2 exons. NCBI's taxonomy places the organism in Eukaryota, Fungi, Basidiomycota, Agaricomycetes, Agaricales, Hydnangiaceae. The record is from RefSeq and is a predicted model, not a curated record.
UCUCGCUGUCCGCCCUUCACUCGAAGCUUGGAAUUUUACUAUACCAUUCAAGGAUCCAUUUCGCAUCUAAGCACACAAUGUCUUUCUGGGAUUGGACCGCACGUAUCGAAUGCGAGAAAUACGAGCUCGGCCAGAGCUACACCGUCAUCGUCUUCUUGGGCGAGGUCCCUAAAGAUCCAAUGGAUUGGCUUAUCUGCCCCCAAUUCGUUGGCGCACAUCAUGCAAUAGUUGAUAGCGGUAGUGGUGGGAAUAGGGGUCCUGUACUCGAGGAAGGAUUCGUACAUCUUUCCACUGCAAUUGCGGAGCGAAGCCAUUUAGGAUCAUUGGAGCCCAGUGCAGUUGAACCAUAUCUCAAGAGAAAUUUGAAUUGGAGGGUGCAAAAGAAGGAUGAGUCUGCUGCACAGCUCAACUCGUUGGAAGUUUGCAUCUUUGCGACGCGCAUGAUCCAUCCUCCUGAUUCUGAUUUUCCCGUGCCUGCUGAAAAGCGCCGAUUUGGUGCCAUCACUCACGGUCGCCAAGGGGGUUGUAGGUCGUUGUGAUUUGAGUGAGCUGUUGGGAUGUAGAUUUAUAUGUCUGUUUGCCUGCUGGAAUACUGUAAAAUAUUCACCGACGAUGUGAUGGGCGUCUUCGCCGUCCUAAGCGUCCUUUAUAGCGAUUGGUGGUAUGAUGGGGAAG